AUGGCCAUCUGCGGCACAUGUGGUGCUCCAGCCCUUGGAGCCAACGGUGUCUGUGGUGUUUGCGGCACCCUCUCCCAGGACUACCGACAUGAGGAGGCUGAGGCGGAAGAGUUUGGCCGUAUGCGUACGGUCAAGGUUGGCAAAGCAAAGGCUGCAAAGACAAGGACACCCGACGCCGCACGCGCGCAUCGAACGCUGCACGCCAUGCAAAUGUGCAGUGUCAUCCUCCUCAAGCACCAGGUGCGAGCGGUCGCCAAGUACCUCGAGAUUGACGAAUCCGAGCUCAAGCCAGUUGCCAGAACACUAUGGCAGCGCAUGCUGCACUGCAUGAUGACGAAGCAAAACCCCUUCACGCUGAAAGCGGAACGAAUCAUGCCGCUCGAAAUCACCAGGGGCGUCGAGGUGACCCUCCCCAUCCUCUGCAUCGUCAUCAGACUGCUGAAGCUUCCUCUCGACGCCGGCCUCGUCUGCUUCCUCUGCUCUAACGGCACCAUACCAUACCUGAAUGCGCUGCCGCUGUUCCCAAAGGAGCUUGUGAAGCACGUGUUGCAAAUCAAGAAGAUCCGCAAGACGACCGUAAUGGACGCGUACAUGCUGCACACGACGACGGACAUGUGGGGCCGCUUCCUGCUUGGACGUCGCAUUCCGCGCCCAAACUACGCAGGCAUUGCUUGCAUGAUGAUCCGCAUGCUGCAGCUGCCGCAGCGGCUGUCCGUGGCCGCCACACAUCUCAUCCGCGAGGUUGGCGUCGGACCCUUGAGACCUGUCAAGCACCCGAGCGUUAAACAGACACGCGUCAAGUGGAUGAAAGAAUGGGGCGUGACGCCCUCCGGCAGCGUCGCCACAUUCAUUAUCAUGUUUGUCAAGUUUAUCUACGGCUGCGACAACAACCGCGAGUACAUGGGCACGGUGCGCUGGGAGAACCCGCGCGACAUGUUCCGGACGAACGUCGAGGUGGAGAAGCUGCUGUGUGUGCCGUUCUUUGACGGGAGGUGGCGUGGCAAGCGCCUGAGCGAAGACGCGCACGCAUCGAAGCGCAGGAGACACCUGGAGCGGUCGGGACUGGUGUACCUGUCGAAGUACCACGAGGUUGUCGCUGAUGUGGACGUGUUUCGCGAAGACAAUGUUUCCGGUGCUAGCAGCAGCAGCAGCAGCAAGAAGAAGGGAUCGGCGAACAAGGCGCACAGUGGUGGUGGUGGGGGUGGUGGUGGCAUUGAUGAUUCUGACGAGGAUGCUGAUACGGAUCUUGAAGGCUUUGGUGCCGGCAAUGAAAACGACGAUGACGGUGAUGAUGGUGAUGAUCUUGAUCUCAAUGGUGAUGGAGGCGGUGAGGCUGCCCAGCAAGGGUUAGUUGAAGACGACGCUGUGACGGGAGGUGCAAGUACAGGUGCAGCUCGUGCUGAUGGUGAUGGUGAUGGUAUUGCUGAUGACGAUGACGAUGAUGAUGAUGGUGACGAUCAAGCAGCGGCUAACAGCGACGGGCGUCCAAAGCGACGCCAGAUGGUGGUACUCAAGGCGAGCGACGUUGCGAAGAAAAUCCACGACCCCUCGUUCCCUAAUCCUGGCGGACCGGGUGUCUCGCGCGCUGUUUGGUGA
Messenger RNA from Salpingoeca rosetta, 1596 nucleotides. RefSeq lists its product as uncharacterized. Gene Ontology annotation, molecular function: RNA polymerase I core promoter sequence-specific DNA binding. The record is from RefSeq and is a predicted model, not a curated record. Gene Ontology annotation, cellular component: RNA polymerase I core factor complex; RNA polymerase transcription factor SL1 complex. Gene Ontology annotation, biological process: nucleolar large rRNA transcription by RNA polymerase I; RNA polymerase I preinitiation complex assembly. Bases 1 to 1596 code for a protein of 531 amino acids. The transcript has 10 exons. NCBI's taxonomy places the organism in Eukaryota, Choanoflagellata, Craspedida, Salpingoecidae.